AUGGAUCCAACGUCAAGUAAUCUUGGUCAUUCUACUACUGCAGAUUUGGGUUCUGAAUUAGAGAAAAGAAUAACAGAAGCUUUUGAAAUAUUUGACCAUGGCGGUAACCAAACUGUAGAUGUAAGAGAAAUAGGAACUAUUCUACGUUCAAUGGGAUGUUGUCCUACUGAAGAAGAACUUCAAGAAAUUUUGGUAACUGUGGAAGAUCAUGAAACAUCCAGUGUUCGCCUCACUACCUUUCUUCCGGUUGUUACUAAAAUUAUUACUGAAAGAAAAUUACAACCAGCAAGUCCAGAAGAAUUACUAAAGGCAUUUCACACUAUUGAUAAAGAUAGGAAAGGUUACAUCACAAAAGAAUACUUAACGGAAUUAAUAACUAAAGAGAUUCAGAUACAGGAAGGAUUCACUAUGAAUACUACAUAA
Molecule: messenger RNA, 423 nt
Organism: Pediculus humanus corporis (human body louse)
Lineage: Eukaryota; Metazoa; Arthropoda; Insecta; Psocodea; Pediculidae
Product: calmodulin, putative
Exons: 5
Coding region: 1-423 (140 amino acids)
Molecular function (GO): calcium ion binding
Source: RefSeq, a predicted model, not a curated record